Molecule: messenger RNA, 1102 nt
Organism: Gopherus evgoodei (Goodes thornscrub tortoise)
Lineage: Eukaryota; Metazoa; Chordata; Testudines; Testudinidae
Gene: GDNF
Product: glial cell derived neurotrophic factor
Exons: 3
Coding region: 136-792 (218 amino acids)
Biological process (GO): positive regulation of branching involved in ureteric bud morphogenesis; peripheral nervous system development; negative regulation of neuron apoptotic process
Molecular function (GO): growth factor activity; glial cell-derived neurotrophic factor receptor binding; receptor tyrosine kinase binding
Source: RefSeq, a predicted model, not a curated record
CCCAGCCCCCCUUGGAGGAUCCCCGAGCUGAGCCACAUGCAUCCCUUGGCGGCCGGCCGGGCUUCCUGGAGUUAAUGUCCGUGCUGGGUCCGACGAGCCCAUCUCAAAGGGGCCUGUGUCGGAAGGAAAUCUAAGAUGAAGUUAUGGGAUGUUGUGGCUGUCUGCGUGGUGCUGCUCAGCACGGUCUCCACAUCCCCGCUGCCCGCCGGUAAGACGCCUCCCGAGAGGCCCCCUUCAGUGGUAGAGGGGCCUGAAGACGAUCACUCCCCCAUCAGCCUGCCGCCUCCCUAUGCUGUGCAAAGUGACUCUAACAUGCCAGAGGAUUAUCCAGAUCAAUUUGACAAUGUAGUGGACUUUAUUCAAGCCACUAUAAAAAGACUGAGAAGGUCACCAGAUAAACAAACUCCAAUUUUUUCUAAGCGGGAGAGAAGUCGGCAAAAUGCAGCUGUUAAUACAGAGAAUUCCAGUAGAAAGGGACGGCGAGGUCAAAAGGGCAAAAAUCGAGGUUGUGUCUUAGCAGAAAUACAUUUAAAUGUGACUGACUUGGAUUUGGGAUAUGAAACCAAAGAAGAGCUGAUUUUCCGGUACUGCAGUGGAUCUUGUGAUGCAGCCGAGACCACAUAUGACAAAAUUUUAAAAAAUUUAACCAGAAAGAAAAAGCUGGUCAAUGAUAAAGUGAGGCAAGCUUGCUGCAGACCCACUGCCUAUGAUGAUGACCUUUCAUUUUUGGACGAUAAGUUGGUUUACCAUAUAUUGAAAAAACAUUCCGCUAAAAGAUGUGGAUGUGUCUGAUUUUUUUUGAGAUUAUUACAAUAUUGCAUUCCUACUACAAUGCAAAGAACAGGACCAAGGUUCCCAAGGAAUCGUCUGUUCAGAACUGAGAAAGAGGACCAAGGAUGCAGGAAAACAGAUGUCAUGGGAGCCUGGUAGGACAAGAUCCAGCACAGAGAACUGGACAGGACAGAAAAGUUGGAACUUUUAAUUUCUACAGGAAAGCAAAUAAAAGGCAUCAAAGCUCAGGGGUGGAGUUUCAGAAUGGAUGGGUGGAGGUUGCUAUCACUAUUUCAUUUGACAUGGUACACUAUCAAUGAGAGUUGAAUCA